Pleuronectes platessa (European plaice) is the source of this 3478-nucleotide messenger RNA. It is a transcript of the gene pecam1a, whose product is annotated as platelet and endothelial cell adhesion molecule 1a. The record is from RefSeq and is a predicted model, not a curated record. Gene Ontology annotation, molecular function: transmembrane signaling receptor activity. Bases 127 to 2598 code for a protein of 823 amino acids. The transcript has 15 exons. Gene Ontology annotation, biological process: cell surface receptor signaling pathway. NCBI's taxonomy places the organism in Eukaryota, Metazoa, Chordata, Actinopteri, Pleuronectiformes, Pleuronectidae.
CUCACACUCCACCUCUCGCUUCCUCCGGCCCUCCCCUGUUCUUCUCGCUGCCCUUUGCUGCCCCUGUCUCGUCGUCCCUCUGCAGCCGUCUUUGAAUCUCCCAGCAGUGAACCACCAUCGCCCAGGAUGGACUCCAGACCCCCCAACCUGCUGCUGCUCCUCACCGGCCUCCUGCACCUGUCUCCGUUGGCCAGAGGACAGGGAUCGUACAUUAUAGAUGCCGUGGGCCUCACAGUCCUGCCCAGCAGCACAGUGGAGAGCGGGACACCUGUGACCAUCCACUGCCGGGUCACAGUCAGCAGUGAAAACCUCCCGAACCUGACGCACACUUUCCAGCUCAGAAAGGACGACCUCCCCAUCCACUCCACUAUCACCACAGAAGACACAGUCGUGUACAAACUCGACCCGGCCAGGGCCGCCGACUCUGGAAGUUAUGAAUGUCAGGUCACGGUUAAAGACAAGAGCAAAAAAAGUUUCAGCGAAAAGCUCGAGGUCAGAGGCCUGCAGACCCCCGUCCUGUAUCUGAGUAAGAGGACCUUGUACAAGGGUGAUGACUUCAUGGCCACCUGCAGUGCUCCGGAUGAGAAGGGGUCCCUCUCAUUCCGCUUUUUCCAGAGAUAUGGAAAAGAGGAGCCUCAGAGGAUGAAGCAGGUCGCAGCCACAGGUAACACCUCAGAGACCACGCUUGUCCUGAGACACGUCGGAGACUACUUCCUCUUCUGCGCCUAUGAGAUCAAUUUGGAUUCUGGGACCCGACACUCCAACAGCAGCACUGAGAUCCAAGUCAUAGUCACAGAACUUCAAAUUUCCCCGAUCAUGAACGUGCUGCCAUCGCCUAACGUCUAUGAGGGCGACAUCAUAGAGGUCGUCUGCAAAGUGGUGAAUUCCCUGCAAGACGUUAGCGUGUUCCUGACGAGGGACCGGCGGAUCCUCAAGGAAGCCAGGGUCAGCCUCAGUCACCGCUUCAGAGCUCAAGAGGGCGACUCAGGGGAGCUCGUGUGCAAGGCAGAGUGGGGCAAUGUGCAGAGAGAGACCUAUCAAGAAAUCACAGUCAAAGAGCUGUUUUCAAAGCCAAGCCUGAUUCUGGAGCCUCUUUUCAUAUUUGAGGGCGAGCGCCUCAAACUGACCUGCUCUGUCACUGUUUACGUUCCUGAGCGGAUCAACAACAAAGCCAUGGUGUUCAGCAUCUACAGAGAUAAGGUCGAGGUCGCCCGUUCACAGACGUACACCUCUGUGGCAAACGCGAGUACAAACGGCAACUACACCUGUAAAGCCCUGAGUUCUUCUCUUGCCCACAGUUUUGUCAAAGAGAGUCCAAGGCUUGUUGUUAAAGCAAAAGUUCUUGUUUCAAAGCCCGUGCUAAGCGUGGUGGGGGGUACGCUUGUAUUGGGAACACCUUUCCAGCUGCUCUGUCACAGUGACAUUGGCACUCUGCCCAUCAAGUACACCCUACAUGGCCUAGGAAAGGUAAUUGGAGACCAGUUGGUGAGCAGGCCGGGACAACAAGCCCUCUUUAACCCACCUGCCAUCUUUAAGAGGUUGGACUUAAACAACUUUAUAUGCCACGCAAGGAACAGUCCCAGCCAUCCUCCCGUGGUGGGAUCAGUGCAGCAGCUGUUCGAUUCAACCAACGUCAUAGAGCCUGUGUCAAAACCAAUGUUUUUAAUAGACCCCGGCAUGGGGGACGUCUCGGAGGGGCAGGAGUUGACCCUCACCUGCUCUGUCCAGAGAGGGACUCCUCCCAUAACGUUCACCUGGUAUCACGCCGAGACAGCGGGCGUUCUUGCUUCAGAGAUCUCAAACAAACAGGAGGAGUCGUACUUCAUACGCAACGUCAUGCGGGAGCACAAAGGGGAAUACUACUGUGAGAGCACCAACCCAGCCAACGAAACCAAACGGAGUUACCCUGUCAGCAUUAAAGUGAAGUUGGCCCGAUGGAAGAAAGGUCUGAUCGCCGGCCUCUGCAUUGUGCUCGUCCUGGCCUUGGUCCUCAUCGUCGCCCUUAAAACACGUCUCCUUGUGUGUGGGAGGAAGAGAACAGGCGAUCUGUCAGUGAAGUCAGCCGGCACCAAGCUAGAGCGGCUGAGUCUCACCCAGGCGGAGGUCAACCAGGCUGCAAAUGUUACACCGGGAAUUAUGGGGAAAAGUGUUUGGAGUGAACAUGUAUCAGGCUCUGAGUCCGAUGAUCAGAUCAGUGAGCCUGCUCCCUCACCUCAGUACACAGAGGUGAGUAUCGGCGAGGCAGAUCCUAACAGAGCUCCGGUGAAGAAGGGCACGGACACGGUGUACAGCGAAGUGAGGAACUCCAUGCAAGGUGUCCCGGAUCCGACUGAUGGUCAGGGGUCAGUAGAAUAUGCAGAUCUGAAUCAUGAUACAGAUCGCCACGUUAACCACGGUGUCCAGGAUGACCACAUGGACAGACCUGUCCUGCAUGGUCCCGUGGACGAACCCGUCCAGCAUAGUCCCGUGGAUGGACCUGUCCAGCAUGGUCCCGUGGAUGGACCUGUCCAGCAUGGUCCCGUGGACGGACCUGUCCACCAUCACCAGGUGGACAGACCUGUCAGUGUCGACGCCAGCACUGCUGACCAAGGAGAAUGAGACUGAAAACUGGACAACAAGGAUAUUUAUUCCCUUAUUUAUCCAGCUGGAGUCUUUGGGUCUGAAACAACACUAAGAAACAACGUGUAACUACACAAUGUACUUUUGUAAAGCUUUGCAAAGAAACACUCCACCCUGGAAAUUCACCUGCUUUGUCCCUGAGGGCAAAUAAAAUGUUUUUGUUAAGUGUUUCUCUUUCCUUCACAAGAAAAACACCAAAUCCACAUCCUUCUUCCACAGACUCUAACCAGGCUGCUGCAUAUAAAGCUGUGUUUGGAAUGAAUGGUGAGAAUCAUUUUUAUACAGCCUGUAAUUGUCAAUAGAGAAUAAGCAUGACUACUGCACUCAUCCCUUUUUCAGAAGUGGGGAUAUUUUCAUUGAAAUGUUCUCAGUUUAUUCUGCCUGUGCAAACGUUAUAUGCAGUAAAGAUUAAAGGUUGCAUUUAAAAGCAAUCUUUCAAGCAGAAUUAUUCUGGGAAACUAUUUAUAAUGCAAAUCAGACACAAAUCUUCACUUAUCUAAAGAAUUUCUGUUCCACCAUUUAUUUUAUUAAUCGAGCCACAGUUUCACAAACCUCCUUCCUCUAAAUCAACCCUGAAGCCAUUUACUGUAACAUCGGCAAACUUUCUAAACAUUUUCAAUCUUUAACAUUUGAGCAUUUUACAACCUCAAAAUCAAUUUGACCCUAAUCUGAGGUCAGGUGUCCGAUCAGCUGUAACAACAACAUGACCCAGAGACGGCUCCGUGGAAUUCAGACAAUAUUUAUUUCAUUAUUUAGACAUUUAGACCUUUUUCUACGGUGAAUAUAAAAUAUCGUCUGUAACAACAAAACUCAAAUUGGAUUUCUACUGUCAAAUAAACCCCAUUUAUUUGUAUUCACA